Molecule: messenger RNA, 1776 nt
Organism: Mixia osmundae IAM 14324
Lineage: Eukaryota; Fungi; Basidiomycota; Mixiomycetes; Mixiales; Mixiaceae
Exons: 3
Coding region: 1-1776 (591 amino acids)
Biological process (GO): nucleotide catabolic process
Cellular component (GO): cytosol
Molecular function (GO): hydrolase activity
Source: RefSeq, a predicted model, not a curated record
AUGCGCUGGCACUGGGGCUUCUUCUUCUUCGUCAGUGCGACCUCCGCGCAGCUCCAGAUUCCGUUCGUCAAUCACGCAGCGUCUCAGCCUCAGCCCGCAGGGCCCCUCGUCUGGGGCGAGCUCAAUGUACUCGCAACGACCGACAUCCACGGCUGGCUGCGAGGUCAUGCCUCGUAUGGGCAACAGACUGCAGAGGAGACAGAGCGUAACGCUUCGGGAGACUUGGGUGACUUCUACAGCUUCGCCAUUCGGAUGAAAGCACUGGCUGCCGAGCAGAAGCGAGAUCUCUUGCUCGUCGACUCGGGCGAUCUGCAUGAUGGCAACGGCCUGUCAGAUGCUGAUCCCUUCAUCAAAGGUCACACGGUCAUGCAGCUUCAUCGCAAGCUGCCUUAUGACAUCACAACCAUAGGCAAUCACGAAUUAUACAACCUCACGGUCGCGCAAGAUGUUCAUCAGACUCACGCUCGUGUGCUCGGCGAACGCUUCCUCACGAGCAACGUCAACAUCACCCUCGCAUCGGGCGAGAGUGUGCCGAUUGGUCAUCGCUUCAGACGAUGGACGACUGCGCAAGGCCGAAAGCUCUUUGCGCUUGGUGUUCUUUUUGAUUUCACUGGCAAUGCGCACGGAACGGUUGUGCAACCUGUUGCCGCCAUGCUCAGAGAAGAAUGGCUUGCAGAAGCGCUGUACGAGAGGCCGGAUGCCUUUGUGCUCGUCGGGCAUAUGUCCACGCGAGAUGACGGCUGGCGUGCUGUCAUUGAGCACUUGCACACGCGCCAUCCUGGCGUACCAGUGCUUACCUUUGCCGGGCAUGCGCAUGUGAGAGACUGCAUUCAGCAUACACCGGCCUCCGUCACGCUGGCAUCCGGUCGGUAUUUCGAGACGAUCGGCUGGCUUUCGGCGAACAUCUCCGGUCCUCGGCUCGAGUUCUCGCGCAAAUACCUCGACCAGAACCCUACGACGUACGCAUACCACCUUGGACUUGACCGCUCAAGUCUGUCGACCAGCAAGGGCCGUGGGAUCUCUGCGGAGCUGCAGCAAUACUCGCACGCAUGGAAUCUUUCGCAUCAGUUUGGCACCGCGCCGCAGUCCUUCUAUGCCAAUCGGGCGCCAGAGUGGUCGAGCAAGUCCUUACUCAGACUCAUGACAGAUGUCAUUUUUACCACCGUCAUGGCCGAUACAUCUCGUCCGCUAUCCCACGUGAUGAUCAUGAACACCGGCGGUAUCCGCUUCGACAUCUUUCAAGGUCCUUUCACUACAGACAGCCAGUGGCUCGUCGUGCCGUUCGAGAGCCGACAUGUCUUCCUUCCGCGAGUCAAACGGGCGCACAUAGAAGCACUAUUGCCUGCACUCGAGCUGCAUGGCCCGGCGAUCGCUGCUCGUCUGCGUAGUCAGCAGGCCCUUGACGACGCGCAGAUCAAUGCGGACUAUGCAGCGCAUACUCGUCGGAUGGCGGCGCUUGGCCAGACAGAUUUAGAAGCCAGCACAACCUCUAGCCUGACAGAGGGCUAUCGAACCUACGAUGACUGUCCCGGGAGAGGCGACGACACGUUGCACCGACCAAUUCCUUCGUUCGCAAUCCCAGAAUACGUGACCAACGCUCUGCGAGAAGGCGAAAACGAAUUCGAUCUCGCAUGGUUCGACUUUCUGACGCCACUCAUCCUCGCGACGCUCAACACUGUGCAGCAAGAGUACCAUUACGUCCAGGCAGAUGUAUCGGUGUAUUCAGCAAUCAAAGAGGAUGAGAUGCUAGGCGUCUUUGCGCGCAAGUACUGGUAG